CCUCAGAUGUUAAUAAAGCACGUUUGACGAUAGUUUAGCGCUUAGAAGUGCGCAAGCCAAGUUCCAGUCGGAUCCCACUCUUCGGAGCCCGCGUUUCUUCUGGCGGCGGUACCCUUGCGGCCAUGGACUCCCAGACCGACGGCGGCGGCGGAGGGGACGACGUCACCGCACUGAAGGAGAUGCGCCGCCAACUGGAAGACUCCAUCGAGGCCCGCCGGCAAGCCCAGCAGGACCUCAUCGUCUCCCUACAGACCCUCGUCCCCGACCUCGUCUCCUCCCUCGACAUCUCCCUCCGCAUCAUUUCCGCCUUCAACCACCGCCCCUUCUACCCCACCCCCAACCCUAACCCUAACCCUAACCCAAACACUCCUUCCGAUCCCCCCCGCCCCCUCAACCCUCGCCGCCGUCCCCCGCUCCCGGACUCCAGUCCCCUCCCACCCCGUACCCGUCCCAGGCCCUAUCCUGGACCCCGCCGCGACCACUCCCCUCCCGACGCCGACGGUGGCGGUGGCGACCGCCUCUCGGUCGUCCGCGCCAUGGUCGCCGUCUGCCUCCUCGAGCUCAACCCGUUCACCGAGAUCGACUCCGCCGCCCUGCUCCGCCGGCUCGAGGGCGACCAGUCCUCCGCCACUCCCGCCGAGAAGGCCGCCCUGGUCGAGCUCGGCGGGGAGCUCGGACCGAUCUCCGCUGUCGAGACAGCGCUCCGGCGGAUCGCCGAGGAGAGCGGCGGGUUGCAACUGGAGGAGUUCACGGUGAACGGGAAGUCUAUGUUGAUGAUUCGGGCUAUUGAUCGGAACAAGCUCCUCAAGGAGCACCCUGAGAGCUCCUUCCAGAAUCAGCAGUUGCCGGUGGCGGAACCCAGUUCCGGCAACGGGAAGAAUAAGGGUCAGGGGCCGGGAAUGGGCGGAGUCGAUGGCGGCGCUGCGCUGAUGCCGAGGCCACCGCUGGAGAUGUGGAUGGGGCCUCCUGACUCUCAUUUAUCGGGCAUGUCUCCUAUGUUUCCACGGCCUGGCGCUCCGCCGACCAUGGUCGGCCCAAGAGGCGGGCCGAGGGUUAUGAGCUUGAUGGGGAUUCCGAGGAUGAUGGGCACGCCUCCUCCCCACAGGCCUGUCAUGGGUCCUGGCGCUGCUAUGGGUAGCACAAGUCUGGCGCCUCCGAACCAAAGGACUGAGGAGGAUGAGCUGAAGGACCUUGAAGCAUUGCUGAACAAGAAGACGUUCAAGGAAAUGCAAAAAUCAAAGACUGGAGAGGAACUUUUGGAUCUUAUUCACCGCCCGACUGCAAAAGAAACCGCCGUUGCUGCAAAGUUCAAGACCAAGGGUGGCUCUCAACUCAAAGAAUAUUGUACACAUCUAACUAAAGAAGAUUGCCGACGCCAAACUGGUUCAUUCAUUGCAUGUGAGAAGGUGCAUUUUCGGCGCAUUAUUGCUCCACACACUGAUACAAAUUUAGGUGACUGCUCUUUUCUUGAUACAUGCCGUCACACAAAGACCUGCAAAUAUGUUCAUUAUGAACUUGACCAAACACCAGACAUACCUUCAAUGAUGAUGGGUGCUACUAAUCUUCCACCUCCAAAACCAAUCAAGUCCCAAAGGGCCGAAUAUUGUUCAGAAGUGGAGCUUGGAGAACCUCAAUGGAUAAACUGUGACAUCCGUACCUUCAGAAUGGACAUUUUAGGGCAGUUUGGAGUUAUCAUGGCAGACCCACCUUGGGACAUUCAUAUGGAAUUGCCAUAUGGUACAAUGUCAGAUGAUGAGAUGAGAAAUCUUAAUGUACCUGCAUUGCAGACUGAUGGUCUGAUUUUUCUAUGGGUCACUGGGCGUGCAAUGGAACUUGGGCGUGAAUGUUUGGAGCUUUGGGGAUACAAGCGUGUUGAGGAGCUCAUAUGGGUGAAGACCAAUCAACUCCAACGAAUUAUUCGAACUGGACGUACAGGCCAUUGGCUCAAUCAUAGUAAAGAACAUUGUCUUGUUGGAAUAAAGGGAAACCCAGAGGUGAAUAGGAACAUCGAUACAGAUGUUAUUGUAGCUGAAGUUCGUGAAACCAGCCGAAAACCUGAUGAGAUGUACCCAAUGCUAGAGAGGAUAAGCCCCAGGACAAGGAAGUUGGAAUUGUUUGCUCGAAUGCACAAUACACAUGCUGGGUGGUUAUCACUGGGUAAUCAAUUGAAUGGAGUCAGGUUAGUUGAUGAUGGUCUGAGAGCAAGGUUCAAGGCUGCUUAUCCAGAUGUGGAGGUACAGCCACCAUCUCCUCCCAGAACUUCUGCUAUGGAUGUAGAUUCAAACAUCCCACAAACGAGGAGCCUUUUUGUUGGGACAGACUCAAAACAAUCAUCGAGCCAAUUCAUGGAACCAACACCACCUGUGGGCUAUUCUGAAGGAAAGCCUAUGGGCACAGAUUUUGAAGCAUCUUCUUAAUAUCAGCAUGUAUAAUUAGUUUCUUUUUGUCAUUUUGUGAUCUUAGCUUUUUCUCUGGGUGCAUGUUUCAUCAGCCAGUUGGCUGCCUUUGCUGUUGCUAGGAUACAGAAAGAUGUAAGCAGCUGGAUGCUUUCGCAAGGAGUGCUGCUUCACAGCACCACUCCAUUCCCAGCUCUCCAUGGCUGACAGGCACCAGCCCACCAACCACCGCCUCCGGGCGCAGGGAGUGGGUAGUACAGUGGUGCUGGUAAAUUAUUUCUUUCAUAAGUACUGCUACUACAUUUCACGUGCAGUUAAUGUAUAAUUAGAUUCUUUAAUGAGAGAGAUUUGAUGUACCUUCUCUUUUUGACCUUUUGGGUAUAAAAAAAGCCUUAAAGCAGCUCCA
Molecule: messenger RNA, 2802 nt
Organism: Elaeis guineensis (African oil palm)
Lineage: Eukaryota; Viridiplantae; Streptophyta; Magnoliopsida; Arecales; Arecaceae
Product: probable N(6)-adenosine-methyltransferase MT-A70-like
Biological process (GO): mRNA modification
Cellular component (GO): RNA N6-methyladenosine methyltransferase complex; nucleus
Molecular function (GO): methyltransferase activity
Source: RefSeq, a predicted model, not a curated record